AUGUACCAGGGCGCCAACGUUCGGAAGUCUGUGUUUCAUGGUAAACCAUUCUCAGUGAAGAACUGCUCCCUCUCCAAUCAGACUAGCAGUUCCGUCGAGGUAUUCUGCCUAGCUGGAUUCGACGGAGGACUACCGCAGCACUUCAUUCUGGAACUGUACUCUUCCAGCUCCGCAGUUCCCAGAUUCAACAUGACCUCUUUCACAGAACCCUACUUUUUUCUGGACAAUCUGGAACCAGACAUCACUUUCAGGAUCAUAGUGUUCGCUGUGAAUAUAAAGGGAAGAAGCCACGGUGUUGUUCUGGAAGAGGUUACGUUCCAGCUAGCUCAAGCAGUAGAAAUGUCUGAUUCAGCUCAAGAUGGCGAACUUGCCUUGUCUCCUAUACUGGGCGUUCUCAUCGGAGCUACCCUGACCAUGAUCGUGGUCAUUCUGUUGGUGAUCGUCAGAGUGCGGAAGUCUCAGAACCGACCUAGUACAGCAGCUUUGGAACACAAAGGUGCCGUCGUCGGAUUACCUAGUCACAACAACAUCUCCUCCACAAAACCUUUGCUGAGGAGCAUAUCUCCGAGAGAUAUGGAUGAAAGAGAUCCUGACGUGAUUCCAGCAAAAUAUGGAUCACCCGAUGGCGACAGUGACGGACACAUGAGCUCUUUGAACGGCCCUCCAACUCUACCAGUCCGCAACCUCCCACAUUCUGCCGCCACUAUCGCCUCGCCCGAUUACGCCCCAUCGAACGUGGUCCCAGAGCCCAAGUGGAUCAGCCCCGUGAGUGCCGCUUCGGUCACGGCAGAACAGUACCACCAAUAUAACAAUCCAGUGGCCAUGGUCGCUGGGACGUUUCCCAGGGAGUCGAGGCCCAAAGACCUUCGCCUAGGCAACGGCAGCUCCACCCUCCAGAGAGUCAGCGAUCUCGAACUCAACGGCGUUGCCAUCAAGGAGAGGUUGAUGGCUAAUCGGCUGCCAGAAAGCUGCGUCUAA
This is a messenger RNA of Phaedon cochleariae (mustard beetle), 978 nucleotides long. The record is from the annotation of a GenBank genome assembly. NCBI's taxonomy places the organism in Eukaryota, Metazoa, Arthropoda, Insecta, Coleoptera, Chrysomelidae.